AUGCAAACAGGACGAAGAGGCCAUCCCAACCGCCAACCCCGAGGCGACUCAUCCGAUCGCGGCAGCAGAGGACGAGGCCAAGGCCAAGGCCGAGGCCGAGGAAGAGGUGGACCUUCAUCCUUCAACUCCAGAGGCACCCGUGGGUCCUCGCGCCGGGGUGGUGGUGGUGCCCGCCCAUCGCCAGCAUACACCGCGGUCCCCGCCUACGCCUCCAUCCACGCCGGCACCCCCGUCUCCCUGAUCCUCAAACAAGACCAACCCACCGGCCACCGUGUCUCCGGUAUCGUGGCUGAUGUCCUCACCCGCGGCGACCAUCCGCGGGGCGUCAAGGUGCGUCUGCGAGAUGGUCGUGUGGGCCGCGUGCAGAGCCUUGUUAGUGAGGCGGAGGGGGAGAGGGGCGAGGCGCUGGUUGGCGGGGCGGACGCGGGGUUAGGGCGGGAUGGGGAGGUGAGGGGUGGUGGGAGAGGAGGGAGGAUGGAGAGGGAUGUUCGGGAGAAUGAUGAGUAUUUUUUUGAUGAGGCGAGGCGGGGGGAGGUUGAUAGGGGUCUUUUUGCGGCGCUGGAGGAGGCGGAUAGACGGUAUGACCAAGGGAGGGGAGGGCAUGGCGGAGGGGGAGGGGAGACGGCGGUUUGUCCGGUUUGUGGGGUUUUUGAGGGGGAUGAGGUGGCUGUUGCGAGACAUGUUGAGAGUCAUUUUGGGGAGUAG
This is a messenger RNA of Bipolaris maydis ATCC 48331, 705 nucleotides long. RefSeq lists its product as uncharacterized. Lineage: Eukaryota; Fungi; Ascomycota; Dothideomycetes; Pleosporales; Pleosporaceae. The record is from RefSeq and is a predicted model, not a curated record.